Molecule: messenger RNA, 3303 nt
Organism: Chiloscyllium plagiosum (whitespotted bambooshark)
Lineage: Eukaryota; Metazoa; Chordata; Chondrichthyes; Orectolobiformes; Hemiscylliidae
Gene: mkrn1
Product: makorin, ring finger protein, 1
Biological process (GO): protein polyubiquitination
Molecular function (GO): metal ion binding; ubiquitin protein ligase activity
Source: RefSeq, a predicted model, not a curated record
CUCCAGAGGAAGCUUGAGACCCGAGCCUUUUCCCCCGGAAGUGGUGGCGCAGGGGCCGGUGGGAGGCCCCGCUGUAGCCGCGCGGUGACUGUGGUGGAUAAUGGCGGAGGCAGCGGCAUCCAUGGGGACGGCGGCAGCAGCAGUAACAGUAACUCUUGCUGGAGGAGGCGGCGGAGGCGGAAGCGGCGGAGUUGGCUGGACUAAGCAGGUCACUUGCAGGUACUUCAUGCAUGGUGUUUGCAAAGAAGGAAACAACUGCCGCUAUUCCCAUGACCUUACAACCAGCAAGCCUUCACUGAUUUGCAAAUACUUCCAGAAAGGAUGCUGUACCUAUGGAGAUCGCUGCCGGUAUGACCACGUGAAGCCGUCAAACCAAGGAUUGUCAGAGGUUCAGAGUGGUCCUACGCCAUUGAUCUCGAAGGAUUCUGCCACCGCAUCAGCUUCUAAACUUACUCCACUUACCAAAUUAAAUGGUGAAAUGAGCACAAAAACAGUGAUUGAGGAAUCCAACUCUGCAACAAGUUCAAACCUGGAGGACUGGGUUAAUGCAGCAGAAUUUAUACCUGGACAGCCAUACUGUGGACGAACAACAUCAACUUACCCUGAAACAAGAAAUGAAGAUCUAAUAAUAGAAGAAAACUUUGAGGGCUCACAAACUGAAGAUGUGAAGAAGCAGAUGUGUCCAUAUGCUGCCUUAGGAGAAUGUCGAUAUGGUGUUAACUGUGUGUACCUCCAUGGAGAUGUGUGCGAUAUGUGUGGUUUACAGGUUCUCCAUCCAGUUGACGCCUCUCAGAGAUCAGACCACAUAAAGGCAUGCAUUGAGGCUCAUGAAAAAGACAUGGAGCUAUCUUUUGCCAUUCAGCGUAGUAAGGAUAUUAUAUGUGGCAUCUGUAUGGAAGUAAUCUAUGAAAAAACAAAUGCGAGUGAGCGACGUUUUGGAAUCCUGUCCAAUUGCAGUCAUACUUACUGUCUCAAUUGCAUUCGAAAGUGGAGGAGUGCCAAACAGUUUGAGAAUAAGAUUGUUAAAUCCUGUCCUGAGUGUCGAAUUACAUCAAAUUUUGUCAUUCCAAGUGAAUACUGGGUAGAAGACAAGGAAGAAAAACAAAAACUUAUCAAGAAAUACAAAGAGGCAAUGAGCAACAAGGCAUGUCGAUACUUUGAUCAGGGGCGUGGCACUUGUCCCUUCGGGAGUAACUGUUUCUACAAACAUGCAUACCCUGAUGGUCGUCUGGAAGAACCACAACCACCAAGGAAACCAGUUGCAUCAAUGGGGAGAUAUCGGAACCAACGGAGGACGCAUUUUUGGAAUUUCAUUGAAGAGAGAGAAAAUACUGAUUCCUAUGAAAAUGAUGAAAUGGUCACCUUUGAACUUGGCGAAGUGUUACUUAUGCUUUUGGCAGAUGGCCACGACGAUGACUUUUCAGAUACUGAUGAUGAGUGGGACUUGUUUCAUGAUGAAAUGGAUGUUGAUUAUUAUGAGUUUGACCUAUAGCACUCAUUGUGGAUUCUGGACUGUUGUUCAUUGUUUUUUAGACAAUAGCUUUUCCUGUGUUGUGGCAGUGCCAUAUAUCUUGGGCAGGCCAGGCAUUCAGGGUGCAGUUUCACUUUGGACAUUUGUGCAGAGUUCUUGUCGAUAGUGCAAAAUAUAAGUUAAACUAAUUUGCUUUUCUCAAGAUGAUAACUUGGAAGGUAAAUAUAGCAAGUGGUUCCAUGUGGAUAAGAGUUGAGUUUAGGUACUUGACCUGAAUAUAGGUGUCUGUCCUUGGUUAUCAAAUCAAUAUGACCACUUGUGUGCAUGAAACCAACAAGGGCACCUUGACUCAUUUUACAGGUUGUGUUAUUGUAUACAAUGUCCUCCCCACAUAAUUACAUUUAUUUUAAAGAGGGCAUCAUGCAGUCAAUGACCUUUUACAAGUCAAAGUGCAAAAUAAUUAUGAUUAACAUCUGUGGUUUUUUCCCGUCUUUAUAUUUUUUUAAUUUUAUAUAGUAUGCUGAUAGAGCUUAGGAGAACCUGACUUAGUGACUGAGUCCUGCUUAUGAGGGAGCUGAAUUAUCCAUAUGCUGUUAAAAUGACUAGACCACUUUAUUUUGUUUCAGGAAUUAUUUCUUUCCUCAUAUUGUUCGACUCAGUAACUCCCUCUCACUGAUUCUCUUCAAUAAUAUUAAUACUCCAUUUAUCCAAAAAAUAUUUUUAAAAUAAACUCACAUCAAAAAUAAAAGACUGUUAAUCAGAAUUAUUUUCAGUUCAAGUUUGAAAAAGGAUCCUACUGUUAAGAUUCCCUCUUUAAGUACCCUGUUUGAGAGAAGUUGUUUGUUAUGGUCAUGUGAAGUGAUGACAUUUCUAAAAGCAAAAAAAACAUGGAUAUAGCACUAUCAGAUUCCACAAGAAAUGUGAGGUUAACUGUUCCGUAUAUUAUAGGUGUUUUUUUAUUUAUUAACUAUUGGCUGUUCUGACUGACAUUUCUCAGUUAGCUUAUUUAAAUCUUUCAUCUAAUCUAGAUAAAAUAAUGACACAAAAUUAUGGGAAUUACCAAAGUCUUGUUAUUUAUCCCAUUUUCAUAUAAAUCUCAUUUUAUAUCUUGUGACAAGUUUAUCUGACUGAUUUCAGUUCAGAUUUCAUUUGGAUUCUUAACAUUAAGAAAUAGGUGUUCUUGUGAUACUGGCUCAAUCUGAUGUUUGGGAAUAUUCAGGGUAAAUCUUUUGUAAAGUAGUAAAUUCAUCAGUUGCAGGUUAUAAGUGUGUAAAUUUAUGAUUUAGGCAGAUUAACUGCCACCAUUUUCUUCUUUACAAAUGCCCACCUAUUAGUUCGAUAUACUGAGUCAUAAUGAAUGCUGUUCAAUUGAGUAUACCUAUUUCUACAACCUACUAUUAUAAGAAUUUAAACUCCACAUGCUUGGUCACUGGCUUCGUGGGUAUCUGCGCAUUUUGAACUCUGCAGACUGAAAACUGGGAUACCUGUUCCUAUUCUCCUUUACAGGAUAUUAGGAUUCAAUUAAGUUUUAGUGGAAGCAUGGGAACCUGAGUAUUUGUGGUGUUUCUUGGAUAUGUGACAAUGCAUAUUGGCCCUGUUUUCCUAUUUGUGGAACUGCACGUAACUGCACAUGAGGUCUGAAUUUGUUGAAGAGGUUUGCUGUUGAGAGCCUAAUCAUUUUGGCAAUGCAAAUGAGAGGAAAUGUAGAUUCUCAAUGCUGUUUGAGAGCAGUUGCAUAUUUUGGGAAAUGUAGCUGGAACAAUUACUCUUUAAACUGUCAUAUUACAAGUACAAAACAGCAUUUUUCUAAAUAAAUACCUUUUUGCUCUAAA